Molecule: messenger RNA, 444 nt
Organism: Heterobasidion irregulare TC 32-1
Lineage: Eukaryota; Fungi; Basidiomycota; Agaricomycetes; Russulales; Bondarzewiaceae
Exons: 2
Coding region: 1-444 (147 amino acids)
Biological process (GO): translation
Cellular component (GO): ribosome; cytosolic small ribosomal subunit
Molecular function (GO): structural constituent of ribosome
Source: RefSeq, a predicted model, not a curated record
AUGUCUGACGCUGGAGAUGAAAUCAAGGUCGAACCUGAGGUCGAGGCUGAGGCUGAGGUCUCUGAGGCUCCCAAGGGAAAACUCUCUGUUGAGGAUGCGCUUCAGCAAGUUCUGAAGACGUCUCUCGUCCACGACGGCCUUGCCCGUGGCCUGCGCGAGUGCGCGAAGGCCCUGGAUAGACGCCAGGCCCAUCUUUGCGUGCUUGUUGAGACAUGCACUGAGGCCGAGUAUAUCAAACUCAUCGAGGCCCUCUGCGCGACGCACAAGAUCCCGUUGAUCAAGGUCGGAGAUGCCAAGGUUCUCGGAACCUGGGCAGGUCUCUGCAAAAUCGACCGAGAAGGUAACCCUCGCAAGGUUGUCGGCUGCUCGUGUGUUGUUGUCAAAGAGUACGGCGCCGAGACGGAGGGUCGUCACGUCCUCGAGGACUACUUCAAGAGCCGCUAA